Molecule: messenger RNA, 3455 nt
Organism: Fusarium verticillioides 7600
Lineage: Eukaryota; Fungi; Ascomycota; Sordariomycetes; Hypocreales; Nectriaceae
Exons: 3
Coding region: 312-1964 (550 amino acids)
Source: RefSeq, a predicted model, not a curated record
CCGGGAAAAAGGAUACAUCAUAGACGUGCAAGUAGAAAACCAUAUUCAGCUUCAACCAAUACCACAACUGCCGAAGAUGCCCAAAGAAGUACAACAUGCAGUACUCACUCAACCCCCACGAGUCUUCUACGCAUUGGCUUCGUCCCGUGGGUUUGACAGCAUCAGAGUGGAACCAAUGUUCGGGCCGUUCGAAAUCGUGAUACUCUGAUUUUCUGUACUAAACCCAAAACUGCAAUGAUAUUUCUCAUUUUUCGACGACUUCGUUUGGCAGCAUAACGGUCAAGAAGUUGUGCCACCCCGGCUUAUGUGAAAUGGCUUCAUGUGCGGGGUUUUCAACUGCCACAAACGCUUUGGACUGCAGACCGAAUGAUGUGAUUAUCAUGGGGAGGUCGUACUGGGCUUGGGAAUUGAAACUGGUGUGUUUGUUGGAUCUCAGUGCGUUGCGAUGGGAGAAGACGGUUAUAUUAAGACAGUUUGUCCGGCUUUCUCAAAUGCCAAUUCAAAAUUCUCCAAGAGAACAUUCUUUCUUCCAAGUUCUGAUCCGUCAUUAUAUUUACUCGGCCACAGCCUCCAACUACACUCACCGUCAUAUCUCUCUCCAAAUGGCUUCAUACUACCCAGAAGGCGAAUGCUACUUCGUCAGAAGCUCUCUGAGAUAUAGCUCCCACUGGUCCGCAGACAACGAAGCUAAGUUCUAUAGAACCGUUCUUCUUGAGUACUACUGGAAUGGAUGGCCAGCGACUGGCGUGACCCAAAGAUCCCAUCCGAGGUCACGCUGGCAGCAUGGUACACCUGCAGGAGUCGGAGGCACGCGCUUCGGAGACUGGGACAGGUUCUGGGUGGGCGAGAGCAGAAACAAGUCCCCGAAUGAUAUGCUCAGAAUCCACAGUCAUCCCAACAGCCUUAACUGGAAUGAAUGUCGGGAUCACCAGAGGGGUGGCCCCAGAAAGUACAUCCUUCGACCAGUGGAAAUCCAGCACCAAGAUACCCAGUGGCUGUGGAUUGAUGCUACGAUUCCCCUGAGAGCGAUCUACUUCCCCGUAGCUUACAGGACAGACCAAGCCUUCCCUAACCUGUGCACUUAUGUCGUUAUCGACCUUAGGCACAGAGGGCAACUUCAGAUGUUCAGUAUUGGCGGGCUCACCAGGACUUUGAAUAUCACCUCCUACAACGGUCUUGGCUGGCAUGAUGAUCUCACAUGGGGUUUCAACAUAACGGACAUCAUUGCCUAUCUUUCCAUCCCACAUAAGCUGCGCAAUCCGGACUAUGGGUUGUUUGCAUCCAAGCCGCGUGGCCAAGAGCUGGUCGUUUAUGCCAACUCAUCAUUGACUUGGAGGUCAGAUCCUAAGGACAUCCAACACCAUGGGAACUUCUUCCGCGAGAUGGACUUCGCCAGAAUCCUCAGCGCCACCUUUGCCGUCGAGGUCGGUUGGAGACCAUACCAGCACAACCCUUUCCUCAGGAACCUGGUCGUCCGAGCCGUCCAGCUUGGCCUUGGCCUCAUCCCGGGCGUCGGACCCAUCUUCUCCGUCGCAUUCGGAAUGGCAGUUAAGCUGCUCACAGACCCCGACUCGUUCGGCAGUGAUGAUAUUCUUGAUUUACCCUUUGCUAUUCUGGAGAGUGUGAUUAGCUCGGGCAAGAGAUCUCAGAAGUUCAUCGCACCAGAUUGGCUUGCACAGUGUCCAUGUGGCGGCCAGCAGCAAGGUGCGCCGUUGACAAAUCAGCAGAAAGAGGACCGCAAGAAGUUGGGCGAAGAGAUCAACAAUCGUCUGACUGCCGAGUUGAAUGCUCAGCCUGUCAUACGCUCUCUUGAGGAGCAGGAGAAGCUUCUCACUGGGCGCGUUGAAGAGAUUGGAGAUGAGGCUACGCAAACAACCCAUGAAACCGAGCCGGAGGAGAAGCAGGAAGCUGAGGAGCAGGAAAGUAAGGACGGGACUGAGGAAACUGGUGAGAAACAUGAUUAAGAGUUACGGAACAUGGUCACUUUUUAUGUCUCGGUGGAUUACUGGGAAAUUAUUCACUCCUUUCAUGUUUCAAUUCUGGGACGGCAUUUUGUUUUUGUAGCUUUGGGAAAUUGACAUCGCCGACUGAAUAGAGCUUGAGGUGACCACGAGGAGGUCAACGAGCCGCUAAAGCUGGCGAGCUUGGCUGCGAGACUGGACAAUUUAUGGCAUAGUUACGGAACGAAGACAUGCCUUGAUUUCGUUGAUUUCAUGCUCAUAAACCUCAUCUCAAGCGGCAAUGCUUAGCCUAAAGGGCGGAAAGCACAAGUUUCUUCUAGUCGAAAUCUAUCACUUGUCUUCUCUAUAAGGUCUUUGACGCUAUGCAAGAUUCUAAAUGCCAAUUAAAUCUCUGAGAAGUAUCUCUAACCUUCCUAAAGAUAUGUAUGAGCUUCAGCUCUCUUAAUCCAGCAAACGGUUAGGAAAUCGAGAUUCCUCUCCCGGAUCACCUGGGUUGAUUCGACGAAACGAGACGACGCCCUCAUUCUUAGUGCCUCGAUAGAAUCUUGAGCCAGGUGGGAGGACACAAAGCUCCUUGAGCUGCGGAACGGCGUCGAGGAUAUGAGUAACGAGAUUUGAAUGCCACUCAUGAUCUUGGGCUCUAGAUGUGUGAUAAUGGGUCCAAUCAAUGUCCUCGGAAGCAGAAGGGGCCGAAUCAGCCUGGCGCAAUCUUGCAUUGAGCUCGAGCAAAGCUUCCGGGCUGUACUCCUGAAUCAUCCACUUUUUGUCGAACGCGAAUGCGAAACGUCGCAAUUGCUGCAUUUCCUUGAGGCGCCCAAUGAGCUGUGCAACCUGGUCACUCUAUCAUACUCAUAUUAGUAGAGGAAGGCAAUACAAGAAAGAAGAAGGAAAGAUAGGAUUCUCACAAAAUUAGGCAGCCUCGUUUUCUUCGUAACCGGACUGUGUUCCAACACGAAAGUAUCUCUGUCCAGUUGGUAAAUAACUAGUGAAUGAAGGUGCGGAAGGCUUUGGUGUAUCAUUCGAAGAGUGUUUUGGUCGAUACAGGCAAGAGUCGUUGAUUCGAGAGGAAUCCUGGUAAGAUCGUACUUCAGACCCUUUAGCGAGGGCAUUGUUGAUUGUAGGGCUGCGCGAUGACCCCAUGCGGUUGUACGAGGAAGAUGAACUGCCUUGACGCUAUCGUGAGUGAAUUGACGCAUUAUGGUAGUGAAGCUCGGGCGGUUCCUUUGACCAGAAAAGAUGACGGUCUUUGGCCCAUCCCACUUGGGCGUGUUGGACAAAAAUUCCAGUACACUCUGGAGGUGAAGAUCGUCAAAAGAAUGGGGAACCACCCGAGAGAAGCUGAAAUGAUUACGAAAAGCAAAGUCUAUGGCGUCGACACAUGACAGUUUGGAAAUGAAUUCGCUAAGAACCGCGAUUCUGCUUGCCCAGAGAUGAGAGUCGGAAACAAUGUCGUGAACGCUGCAAGGCUCGAUGCGGAUAGUAACAACCCUGGAG